Messenger RNA from Aspergillus oryzae RIB40, 1446 nucleotides. RefSeq lists its product as uncharacterized. The transcript has a single exon. Lineage: Eukaryota; Fungi; Ascomycota; Eurotiomycetes; Eurotiales; Aspergillaceae. Bases 1 to 1446 code for a protein of 481 amino acids. The record is from RefSeq and is a predicted model, not a curated record.
AUGUAUCGUUACCACAUGGCUUCCACAAGCCAUGAUAAAGUAUAUGCAUUGCUGGGACUAGCUGCUGAUGACCCCAACACACCUGGCUUGAAACCGGACUACAACGUUCCAUGGUAUGAUGUUUUCAGUAAUACCAUUCAGUAUAUUCUCUCAGGCGAAGGCAUUGUGGAGACUUAUCCUGAAAAGGACAUCGCAAUCAUCCAGACCAAGUGUUGGAUUUUGGGCUGCAUUGGCUCCGUUGAAGACAUUUAUGAAAGUAACCGACAGAAGCUCAAUAUCCUCUUCAAUGAUACUCCAGAGUCAUCUGUCUUUCAAAAUGAAUGGGGCCGUAGAUGGAUGAUUCAAGCUUCAGCAGAACCUAUUCAAAGUUGUGAUAUCCUAUGUCUUUUACGAGGAAAUUCGAAUCCAUGCAUUAUCAGACUAUCAAAGGAUCACUUUACAAUAAUCAAUAUUGCGAUAACGCCCCAGCAACCUGGAUAUAAUGACAAUCCGGAUACGGAAUCCUUGCGAGAAAUGGACCCAAGGCAAAAUCCGCCGUAUGAUAUUACCCUUAUAUGGGCGAUACCCGUGUCUGACACCGAAAAUGAAGUUCGCCCAAGAGAUCCAAUGGAGCUCAUUCAGAUUGCACCUCAAUACCAGAAAGAACGUCCGGAUACGGAGAAGGGAUCGACUGAUCUGAGGGUCAUUGUUGAUGGCAUUGCAGUACAGUUAGCUGACCAAGGAGAGCCAGACCUGUUCAAAGGCUGGCUGACUCAAAUGGGAACAGCCGUCCCAGUUUCUGAACAAGUGGUCAAAGCAGUGGUAGGAAAUACGACGCCCGAUGGACCACAAAUCGUGAAGGUGCUUCUUCAGUAUCAGGACAAUUUACCAGUUACUGAAGAAGUCGUCAAAGUCGCGGCGGGGAACGAGGGAUAUUGUGGAGAUGAAAUAAUGAGGUUACUUCUUAAAUAUCGACAUAGUCUACAUAUAUCUGAAGAGGUGGUCAAGGUAGUGGCAAUGAACAAGGGUCCGUAUGCACAUUAUAUAAUGGAGCGACUUUUCAAGUAUCAGAAGAAUAUACCGGUUACUGAAGAAGUGAUCAAAGCAGCGGCAGGGAACCGGGGAGUCCGUGGACCUGAAUUGAUGGAGAUACUUCUCAAUCAUCGACAUAGUCUACCAGUUACUGAAGAACUAGUCAGAAUAGUGGCAGGGAAUGAAGGGCUCUAUGCAAAAGACAUUAUGUGGGUCCUUUUUAAACAUCAAGAUGAUAUACUGAUUAAUGAAGAAAUGGUGACGACAGUGGAACAGAGCGAGUUACCUGAGAGAUACGAAAUUGUCAAGUGGAUGCUUUUCAAGCAUCAAGAAAUGAUUAGGAAGCCAGGGUGGAAAGAGAAAUUCCAAAACACAGCAAGGAAGUUUCGGCAGGAAGGUUUGUCGAUUAUGUCGACAAAGCACCACAGGAAGUGA